This is a messenger RNA of Durio zibethinus, 1695 nucleotides long. RefSeq lists its product as uncharacterized. The record is from RefSeq and is a predicted model, not a curated record. NCBI's taxonomy places the organism in Eukaryota, Viridiplantae, Streptophyta, Magnoliopsida, Malvales, Malvaceae.
UAUGGAAUGUCUAUGGCCCUUUUUGGCUCAAUUCCCAGUUCGCCGCGGAAAAACGACGGCGAAAAGGCCUGUCUUUUCGUGUUUCAUGUGUAGUAAGCCCAAUACGGUACCCUUUCCUCUCAAUUUUGUUUUGGCGGAUGAAUCAUUCUUGCGAAGAUUCAGAUUCUUCUCUCGACUUAACCUCGUCAGCACGACGGCCAAACCCAACCGUUGUCCGCUGUCUUCCCCGCUUCGUUCUUCCUCUGAACCAACCCUCGUUCGAAUAAAAAAAAAAGAUAAUGAAGAAAUCUCUCCCUUUCUUCUCGUUUCUCCUUCUCUGUAUUCUACCCUUCUCCUCCCAAACCGGAGCCCCUAAAAACCCGAACCCGAAACCGCCCCUCACCCAGGCCCACACCGAGCUUCUAAGCUACGGUUUCCCAAUCGGUCUCCUUCCAGCCUCGGUCCAAAAUUACACUCUAAACCAGACAUCCGGCGACUUCUCCGUAGAUCUCGGUGGCACGUGCAAGAUCACGCUACCGCCUGAUAACUACCUGGCCACGUACUCAAAGCGGAUAAUGGGAAAAAUUGACCAGGGAAAGAUAGCGGAGCUGGACGGGAUCCGAGUCCGGGCUUUGUUCAAGUGGUGGUCCAUAACGGGGAUCCAUUCCAGUGGGGAUAAUUUGGUCUUUGAAGUUGGGAUGGUUACGGCUAAAUACGCGGCUAAGAAUUUCGAUGAAAGCCCUUUCUGUGAAGGCCAGCAUUCGUCUUCUUAAGAGUCAAAGACAGGUAAAUAAAAAGGGCAUCCUGACAAGGAUUAAAUUAUUGUGUGUCCUGUUUAAUUGUAAGAUGUAAUGUAUUUAUGUAUAUGUAUGAAGGAUUUUUGCACUAGUGUUAUCUUCUCUUUGUAUCAGGUCUCGAUCAUCUAAGCUCUCUUGGAUGUUUUUUAAAACUAAUCAUGCAAAAAUUCUCCCUUUCUCCAAGCCUGUUAUUUUUUCUUGUGAGUAAACUUACUUUUCCUUCUUGUGCAUGGUGUCAAUGUGCAUAAAUAUGGUCAUUUGAAACCAAUUCUGCGAGCAAAGUUGGCUGGAACCCUCAAGUUUCUAACAGCACAACUAACAAGUUCAUUUUUGUUGCAUUUUCAUGUGGUAACAGGCUGCAGUAACAGAAAGUUACAAACCAUAUUUUGUUUUGUGUUUCAUUUUUCAACUCAAUAAUAAAAAUAAAACUGACAAACAACAUUCAGGCACAUAUGCACUUCUCUUUACUUGUUUUAGAUAUCUUUUCCAGUGUUGAAACCGCCACUACCAGGGGGAAGGGGAAGCUUCUUUAUUUUGUAACCCUCUAUCUAGAAACUUCUAUGUGAAUCAGGAUACGGCAGCUGAGAUUGUUGCACCCGUAACCAUUGGCUUUUUUGGGUCUUCCACAUUGGAAGACUCAGCAAACAAACUGCAGCUGCAGUCUGUGAUUUGGUUGUUAAUACUUUAGCUAUGUAUCACCGACUCUUUUGUCACGACUACCAAUAAUAAAUUUGAACCCUACUGUCACCAGCAUUACAAAAACCUUUUUUUUUUAUAUGAUGUUUUAUAAUUUUCUAGUGAAAAUGUGAAUGUAGGUAGUACUGAAAAGUAUUCAUAAAUUCAACGGAAGAUAAAUAUUUUAUGAAUAUAUUAUCCAGUCAUAAUUUAAAGCAUGGGCUAACUGCUAAAUGGAUCUUAA